Molecule: messenger RNA, 3522 nt
Organism: Menidia menidia (Atlantic silverside)
Lineage: Eukaryota; Metazoa; Chordata; Actinopteri; Atheriniformes; Atherinopsidae
Source: the annotation of a GenBank genome assembly
AGAGCUAUUUGCUGCACACAAGAGUUACCACUCUUCAACCUGCAGGUUUGGAGUUGAUCCAGGAUGCACUCCUAUCUCACUCUGAUACUUUGGAUUGUUGCAUCUGCUGCCUCAGUACAAUGGAGGCGUCCAGUGAUCAAAUUAAAUUCUAAAGUGGUGGCGGGUCCUGAAGUGGUGGUUAAACUUGGGAGCCCUCUGGAUCUGAGGUGUGAGGGGGACGGACCUAUAAACUGGCAAACCAGGCUGGCCAAGCACAGACGUUAUGUUGCCAAAGGCGGUGGGAAUGUCCGCACCUUGAGGGUAGAGCAUCCCAGUGCGGAAUUCACCGGAACGUACAAGUGCUUUUACAGUGCUGGCUCACAAUAUCGCCACCUGACCUCCUCAGUGCACGUGUAUGUGAAAGAUCCAAAUCGUGUGUUCUGGACCAGCAGCACGUCCUUGCGGGUGGUAAAGAAAGAGGGUGAGGACUACCUACUGCCCUGCCUGCUGACUGACCCUUCAGCCAAAGACCUGGGACUCCGCAUGGACAAUGGCACCACUGUGCCACCGGGAAUGAACUUCACUGCCUUCAGGCACCGUGGCAUCCUAAUCCACAGCCUCCACCCCAGUUUCAAUGCUGACUAUGUCUGCACAGCAAGGGUCAAUGGAGUGGAAAAGAUCUCCAGGGUUUUUUCUAUUAAUGUCAUUCAAAAACUUCGUUUUCCUCCAUAUGUCUUCUUGGAGACAGAUGAAUAUGUUCGCAUUGUUGGGGAAGAAAUCAAAAUCCGCUGUACAACUCACAAUCCUAAUUUCAACUAUAAUGUCACGUGGCAAUACGCCACUAAAUCGAAACCAAUGAUAGAGGAAAGGGUCCGCUCCAAUGGCGAGAAUCGCCUGGACAUACAGAGCAUACUGACCAUUGCCGCUGUGGACCUCGGAGACACGGGAAACAUCACAUGUGUUGGUACCAACGAAGCUGGGGUGAACAGCUCAACCACAUACCUGCUGGUUGUAGAUAAACCCUACAUCAGGCUGUCACCCCAGCUGUCCCCCAAACUGGCCCACCGAGGUCUUUCCAUAGAGGUGAAUGAGGGAGAGGAUCUGGAGCUAAGCGUGCUCAUUGAAGCCUACCCUCAUAUAACGGAACACAGAUGGCACACACCGACAUCUCCCAACGCAUCCACACAGGAGCACAGUUUCAUCCAAUACAACAACAGGUACCAUGCUAGCCUGCAUCUGAAGAGAAUGAACGUACGUGAGCAGGGUCAUUACACCUUUUUUGCCAGGAGCGACUUGGCAAAUGCAUCCAUUACAUUUCAAGUUCAAAUGUUUCAAAGACCUGUUGCUGUGGUGCGAUGGGAAAACAUCACCACGCUGACUUGCACCUCAUUUGGUUAUCCAGCUCCAAGGAUCAUCUGGUAUCAGUGUUUUGGAAUACGACCCACGUGCAAUGAAAACACCACUGGGUUGCAGUUGGCGAUCCCCCUCCAGGCUCCAACAGUGGAGGUUCAGAGGGAGGAGUACUGGGCUGUGGAGGUGGAGAGCGUCCUCACUGUGGGGCCUUCCAGUCAAAGAAUGACUGUGGAAUGUGUAGCCUUCAAUGCUGUGGGCGUGAGCAGGGACACUUUUGCCAUGGAGGUCUCUGACAAGCUCUCUACGUCCACCCUGGCUGGUGCAGCAGGAAUUCUCGCUGUUCUCCUUGUGCUGCUGGUUGUUCUGUUUUACAAAUACAAGCAGAAACCCAGGUAUGAGGUCCGAUGGAAGAUUAUUGAAGCCAGAGAGGGAAACAACUACACCUUUAUUGACCCCACUCAACUGCCCUACAAUGAGAAGUGGGAAUUCCCCAGAGACAAGCUCAAACUAGGAAAAAUCCUGGGAGCAGGAGCAUUUGGAAAGGUUGUUGAGGCCACAGCAUAUGGUCUGGGAAAGGAGGAUAAUGUAAUACGUGUGGCUGUGAAAAUGUUAAAAGCCAGUGCCCACUCAGAUGAGAGGGAGGCGUUGAUAUCUGAGCUGAAGAUCCUGAGCCACCUGGGACACCACAAGAACAUCGUGAACCUUCUUGGCGCAUGCACCUUUGGAGGGCCUGUGCUUGUGAUCACUGAAUACUGCAGCCUUGGCGAUUUGCUGAACUUCCUUCGGCAGAAGGCAGAGACGUUUGUUAACUUUGUCAUGAGUACCCCCGACUUUGGGGAGCACUUGACCGAUUACAAGAACAUCUGCAUGCAGAAGCAGUUCAUUAGAAGUGACAGUGGCAUCUCCAGUGCAGCCUCAAGCACCUACUUAGAAAUGAGACCCACCCAGCUGCCCAUUUCUGAGUCGUCUCAAAUUGUAGACCCCGGCUGUGAGGAGACUGGUGACUGGCCACUGGACAUAGAUGACUUGCUGAGAUUUUCCUUUCAAGUAGCUCAGGGUCUUGACUUUCUGGCUGCCAAAAAUUGUAUUCACAGGGACGUCGCUGCUCGGAAUGUCCUCUUGACCAACCGCAGAGAGGCAAAGAUUUGCGACUUUGGCCUUGCACGGGACAUCAUGAAUGAUUCCAACUACGUGGUGAAGGGCAAUGCACGUCUUCCCGUGAAGUGGAUGGCUCCAGAGAGUAUAUUCGACUGUGUCUACACUGUUCAGAGCGAUGUCUGGUCAUAUGGCAUCCUCCUCUGGGAGAUCUUCUCUUUAGGUAAGAGCCCAUACCCAAGCAUGGCUGUGGACUCCAGGUUCUACAAGAUGGUAAAGCGUGGUUACCAGAUGUCCCAACCAGACUUUGCUCCCCCUGAAAUGUACACAAUCAUGAAGCAGUGCUGGAACCUGGAGCCUACAGAUCGCCCAACAUUCAGCAAAAUCUGUCAGAUGAUACAAAGACUACUUGGGGUUCGAACUUAUCCAGAGCAGGUAAUCUACCAGAAUGUGAAGGAGCAGAUCACAGAGGGUGAAGAGUGUGACCAGCCAAAAUGCUACAAUGGCCCCAGUGACCAGUCUUGUGACCACGAGGAAGAGGAGCAGCCUUUGAUGAAGACCAACAACUAUCAGUUUUGUUAAAAUCCACAAAACAGCUAAAUGCUAGUCAAUCGAUCACUCGUCAAUCAACGUGGCUCUGUGAGCAGUGGGAGCUGAUGUAGCUUGUGGCCAAACUAUUUUUCAGAGUUGCAGACUAGCGCACUCUCAGCUAUUUUUUGCCUGCUGCGCCUGCUCGCCAGACAGACAAGCAGCUGCAGCAAAGCAUGUGACCGGCCUGUGUGCAGACCAUGACGAGAAAAUGCCACACACUGACUCCAACCGCUUACAUGAAGAGAGGAAACACGUCAACACGUCAAACACACAAGCACUCAAAGCUGAAUCCUAUCCGACACAUACCCCAGGUGGACUGUUUGUUAGCCCUUCUUUAAUGCAGCGGCUCUUCUUUUAAUGUGCUCUUAAUUACUUAAUGCAAUAAUGUUGUUGUUUAUUAUAUCCUUGUCACUGGCGCACGUGAGUCUGGUUUUGAGGAGUUUCAAGUCAGUUUUGUCAGCAGGAUCACUUCCUUCUUUGUUUUUUUGUUGUUUUUGUUUUAUU